GUUUAGCUAUAAAGACAUUAUUGAAGUCUGCUCUCCACCCUGCAACUGUAUGCAGUUCACUAAAUUUUAUCCAUUUGCUCGCUGCUAGCUAGCGGAUAGUUCCCAACCACGCACCACGCCGGCCCUACGGCAGUCGUCGAGAGGAUGGAGAAGACAUCAGCUCCAGCAGCUUCCAUAGUCUCAGAGCUUCUCUUGCUUCUCGUGUUCCUCGCUGCUGGUCCCCUCCUCCAAUCUCCGGUUGAGGGUGUUGUUCACUACCACGACUUCGUGCUAAGGGAGAAGAACUUCACGAGGCUAUGCAGCAACAAGAGCAUGCUGGUGGUGAAUGACAGCUUCCCAGGCCCUGUGAUUCGAGUCCACAAAGGGGACACUGUAUAUGUCAAUGUCCACAACCAAGGAGAUUACGGCAUCACCAUCCACUGGCAUGGUGUGAAACAACCGGGAAACUCGUGGUCUGACGGUCCCGAGUACGUUACGCAAUGUCCCAUUCAACCAGGAACAAAUUUCACCUAUGAGAUAAUAUUCUCCAAUGAAGAGGGAACUCUCUGGUGGCAUGCACACAGCGACUGGUCCCGCUACAGUAUUCACGGAGCAAUCGUUGUCUACCCAGUCAAUGGAACCACAUACCCUUUCCCAACCCCCGAUGGCGAAGAAAUAAUCGUCCUUGGAUCUUGGUAUGAAAUAAAUGUCAAUGCAGUAGUCGAUGAGGACUUAAGGACUGGAGGAGACACGCCUCGUUCAGUUGCUUAUGUGAUCAACGGCCAACCAGGAGACUUCUGUAAUUGUUCUAAAGAGUCGACGUAUAGGUGGGUGGUCGACUACGGGAAGACUUACCUUGUCCGCCUAGUGAAUGCAGCCAUGAAUGCAGAACUCUUCCUCGCCAUUGCGGAUCACAACUUGACAGUGGUCGGGAUGGAUGGGAACUAUGUGAAACCCUUUGUGACAGGUUACAUCAUGAUAAGUCCGGGACAAACUAUAGAUUUCCUCCUCACAGCAAACCAGACUCUAGGCCAUUACUAUAUCGUGGCUCAUCAAUACGAUACAGCCCGACCUGAUGUGACGGAUUACGAUCAAAUGAAUGCCUCUGCGAUUCUCAUGUAUAGCGGCAACUACACUGCCCCCGGGAUACCGAUAUACCCUUCACAACUCCCUGCUUACGAGAAUCAUACUGCUGGAGAUGCGUUCGUGGCGAGGCUCAGAAGCUUGGCCAAUGAGCAAUAUCCGGUUGACGUGCCUAUGAACGUUACGACCCGAAUGUACAUUACAGUGUCUAUGAACCAGAUCCUCUGCUCCCCCCCUACAUGUGCAGGGAUUAAUGGUAAUCGGCUUGCUUCGAGUAUGAACAACAUAAGUUUCCUGAACCCAGACAUGGAUAUACUUCAAGCUUACUAUAGCAACUUGAGCGGAGUCUACACGCCCGAUUUUCCGAGUUGGCCGCCGACGAUGUACAACUUCACAGAGUAUGAUCCGCCAUUCAAUGUUACGGUGCCGAUCGUGGCGACAAAGGUGAUGAUGUUGAACUACAAUGAAGAAGUGGAGAUUACAUUUCAAGGGACCGAAACAUUAAACGCAUCUGAGGACCAUCCCAUGCACGUGCACGGCUACAGCUUCUAUGUGGUGGGGUCAGGCGUCGGAAACUUCAACAACGUGACGGACUCGUUAACUUAUAAUUUGGUUGAUCCGGUGCAGUUGAAUACGGUCAGAACUCCUAAGAUAGGAUGGGUUACCAUAAGAUUCAAGGCGAACAAUCCCGGCGUGUGGCUCUGGCAUUGCCACUUGGAUCGACAUCUAAGCUGGGGCAUGGACACGGUAAUGAUUGUGAGGGACGGUGGAACGCCAGAGACGAGCUUACGAAGUCCCCCUCCAUAUAUGCCUAAGUGCAAGGUCCCCUUUUCACAUUGGAUUCGAAACUUCGAUGAUUCGGACGAGGAAUAUGCUCAAUUAUUUUCACAUUGAUACAUUACCAGGGACAGACCAGAGAUUCAAAUUAGCGUGUUUCGAGCGGCCAAUAGGAAGAUUUGGAUUUAUAUUUAAGGGGCGACUAUAAUAAUCAAUAUAUAAGGCGCAUAUCUCUUGUCUUCCAACUUUA
Messenger RNA from Punica granatum (pomegranate), 2089 nucleotides. The record is from RefSeq and is a predicted model, not a curated record. NCBI's taxonomy places the organism in Eukaryota, Viridiplantae, Streptophyta, Magnoliopsida, Myrtales, Lythraceae.